Paramecium sonneborni is the source of this 251-nucleotide messenger RNA. The record is from the annotation of a GenBank genome assembly. Lineage: Eukaryota; Ciliophora; Oligohymenophorea; Peniculida; Parameciidae.
AUAGAUUAUCUCUAUUCUUAUGAAUCUUUUUGUAGAUGACAAUUUGAUUAGGAAAUCUAUUGAGUACUAAUCCUCCUGCUAAUGAAUAGGAUAAUCCAUAGCAUAGACUAGUUGAAGUUAUAGAACAGAAAGAAACUAAUAGAAAUGCUGGAAUAAAUAGGACCAAACAAUUAUCCUUUUGGAUAAAUAAUUAAUUCUAUUACCUGAAAGCAAACUCAAAAACACAGGACCUGGAAUAGUAUAAAAAUUUA